Messenger RNA from Balaenoptera ricei (Rice's whale), 2013 nucleotides. RefSeq names its product chromogranin A (gene CHGA). The transcript has 8 exons. Lineage: Eukaryota; Metazoa; Chordata; Mammalia; Artiodactyla; Balaenopteridae. The coding region runs from base 223 to 1599 and encodes 458 amino acids. The record is from RefSeq and is a predicted model, not a curated record. Gene Ontology annotation, cellular component: chromaffin granule. Gene Ontology annotation, biological process: defense response to bacterium; negative regulation of insulin secretion; negative regulation of catecholamine secretion.
GUAUAUAAGUGGGGCGCGAGGGUACCGCUGCUGCAGUGCCCGAGCCCAGUGGGGAAAGGCGGUGGGCGGAUCGAUAGGCGGACGCACGCAGAGACCUUGCGACCCCCAUACCCGCGCCUGCGUCGCCGGGGCCGCCCGGAGCGACCAGUCCAGCCACCCCUCGCCCCAGUGCGCGCCGCGUCCGGCCCCAGACCGCCAGCUGCUCGGCGCCCCGGGUUCGCCAUGCGCUCCGCCGCGGUCAUGGCGCUGCUACUCUGCGCCGGGCAAGUCAUUGCCCUCCCUGUGAACAGCCCUAUGAAUAAAGGGGACACUGAGGUGAUGAAGUGCAUCGUGGAGGUCAUUUCUGACACGCUCUCCAAGCCCAGCCCCAUGCCUGUCAGCCAGGAGUGUUUCGAGACACUCCGAGGAGAUGAACGGAUCCUCUCAAUCCUGCGACAUCAGAAUUUGCUGAAAGAGCUCCAAGACCUCGCUCUCCAAGGAGCCAAGGAGAGGGCACAUCAGCAGAAGAAACACAGCAGUUAUGAGGAUGAACUCUCAGAGGUUCUUGAGAAGCAGAAUGACCAGGCCGAGCUGAAGGAGGGGACAGAAGAGGCGUCCUCCAAGGAUGCUACGGAAAAAAGAGGAGAUUCUAAAGAGGUGGAGAGGAAUGGUGAAGAUGCGGAAGGAGCCAGGCCUCAGGCCGCCCCGGAGCUUGGGCAGGGGUCCAAGGUUGAGGAGGACAACCAGGCCCCAGGGGAGGAGGAGGCCUCCUCCAAUACCCAUCCCCUAGCCAGCCUCUCCAGCCAGAAACACCCAGGCCCACAGGCCGAGGAGGACAGCGAGCGCCCCUCCCAGGGUCCAGUGGGCAGAGAGAAGGGCCUGAGUGCCGAGCAAGGGCAGCAGGCAAAGAGAGAAGAGGAGGAGGAGAAGGAGGAGGAGGAGGAGGCAGAGGCUGGAGAGAAGGCUGUCCCAGAGGAAGAAAGCCCCCCCACCGCAGCAUUUAACCCCCACCCGAGCCUCGGCUACAAGGAGAUUCAGAGGGGUGAGAGUUGGCCCGAGGCUCUGGCUGUGGAUGGAGCCGGGAAGACUGGGGCUGAGGAGGCUCAGUCCCCCAAGGGGAAGGGGGAGCGGGAGCACCCCCAGCAGGAGGAGGAGGAGGAGGAGGAGGUGGCAGGGGCCCCUCAAGGCCUCUUCCGGGGCGGGAAGAGCGGGGCGCCGGAGCAGGAGGAGGAGGAGGAGCGGCUCUCCACGGAGUGGGAGGACGCCAAGCGAUGGAGCAGGAUGGACCAGCUGGCCACGGAGCUGACAGCCGAGAAGCGGCUGGAGGGGCAGGAGGAUGAGGAAGACCCGGACCGUGCCACGAAGCUCUCCUUCCGGGCCCGGGGCUACGACUUCGGGGGUCCUGGGCUGCAGCUGCGACGAGGCUGGAGGCCAUCCUCCCGGGAGGACAGCAUCGAGGCGGGCCUGCCCCUCCAGGUGCGUGGCUACCCGGAGGAGAAGAAGGAGGAGGAGGGCAGCGCCAACCGCAGACCAGAGGACCAGGAGCUGGAGAGCCUGUCGGCCAUCGAGGCGGAGCUGGAGAAGGUGGCCCACGAGCUGCAGGAGCUGCGGCGGGGCUGAGGCGCCGGCUGGCCCCACCAGCCAGGGCCCCGAGGCACCCUGUGGUCCUGGCUCUGUUGUCCCCUUUGCAGGUCUUGGCCAGAUGGCCCGGGCACUGCUUCCGGUAGGGAGGCCGCCCCCAGCCUGCCCAAGCCCAAGCCACCCUGUUGCCCCUACGCUCCUUUCCUCCUGCUCCUGACCCCUGCCCCAGUGCGGCCCCCUGCAGGGCGGACCCCUGACUUUAAACAAUUUUCCUCUCUCUGAACACGGGCAGCUUUCUCGAAGUUUCCCUUCCACCAUUAGAGCCACUGGGCACAACUGCAAUAACUUCUGACUUUUUGGUGAAAGCUGAGAACUCCUGACUCUAACAUAUUCUGUACAAAAUUUAUCUAAGGAUAAAUAAAUCUGCUCUGGGCUCUUUCCAGUUUCUUUGAA